Ceraceosorus bombacis is the source of this 2319-nucleotide messenger RNA. The record is from the annotation of a GenBank genome assembly. Lineage: Eukaryota; Fungi; Basidiomycota; Exobasidiomycetes; Ceraceosorales; Ceraceosoraceae.
AUGGUUACAGUGACGCGCGCAGCGGGGGGAACCAUGUCACAGCCAGGACCUUCAAAGCGAAGGACUCUGUUCGGCAUUGGGCGCAAGAGCGCCUCCAAUGAUGCUUCGGAGCACUCUUGGCCCAGCGAUGAUCCACAUCGGGCCGCUCCGGCCGCUCCGGAGCAGCCGCGGGUCAGCUCACCGCCUCCUCAAAAGCUCCCACCUCUCUCAUUUGGCUCAGCAGCUUCGGACCUGCCCAGCACUAGUAGCGGCAGAGACUAUUGGAGCACAGGGCAAAGCACUAAUCGUGAGCCAGCCUCGCCCAAGUACGCCGCUUCUGCCAUACCCGCUCGGCCUCCUCGUUCUGAGUCACCCAGCUCCGCGGCUCGACCUAGCGGGGCUCCCGCUGGGUCAGAUACGCGGAGUGCCAUGCCUGCGGCGCAAGCUGAGGCCAUCUACACCGCUGUAGAGCUACCCACGAACUUCACGGAUCCGUUUCGCGGAGGCGGGGUUGAGAUUGGAGUCGAGCCUUACAUUGGAGCUUCAGGGCUCAGAACUUCGCGAAGCGCCUCGGAGGAUGCAACUGGUAUUUCAAGAGUCACAGGAUCGCAACACGUCCACGACGCCGCGGUCGUGGAGCUGAGCGGUCUGCCUGCCCCAGGUGGCCGCCCUCGGCAAGAUAGCGCUCCUGCGGCAGGCGUUAGGCACCUACGGGCUCGUAGUCAUUUCAGCAUUCCAGACGUCGUUGUGACAUCGUGCGAGGAAGAAGGCGAACAGCAACACUUUGAGGUCAAAGUGCCGAUCGCCAAACGUCGCAGCUUUGUCAUAGCACAGCCAAAGGAUCAAAUCAGUCCCGCGUCUCCAACGCGACCAAAGCCAAGUAGUCCCAAGCGAGUUCAACCGCCUCGAACCCGGACAGAACCUCUGAUCAAGCUAGACCUCGAUAUUGCCCACCUGACGAGCAAGGACGGUGCGAUGUCCGGCUCGCCGACUGCUGCGGUAGGACCCACACACAGUCUGCCUUCUAAAGUAUCUUCGUCAUCUGGAGAAGUCAAACGCGCCAGAAAGGUGUCUCUUCCACUGCUGUGGGGCGGAGGCAGCAAGAAGACAGAGGAAGAUGGCAAAGGCGUGUACGAGCAGCCAUCGCCUCCUUCAUCUGCUGGAAGCGUAGCUACUCUGCCAGGUGCUUCGCGCUUCUCCGUUCCUACAAAAUCCAUCAUGAGCAAGAAAGAGGCUCGGGCGAAAGCAAAAGAGGAGCAGUCUUUGAUGAAAGAGCUGGAAAAGGUGGACAAGAUGGUCAGAGAGCACGACAGAAAAAUGCAAAAGGAGAUGGCAAAAGCCAAAAAUAGAGAGAGAAAGAGUGCUUCGGAGUCUGGCGGAAAUGCGAUUGAAGGCGCGAGCGCCACAAGCAGAGCGUUUCGAAGGCUGACCAUCUUCAGCGCUUCAUCGAAGGCAAGGCCGACGCCACCCCCACCUGUGCCCCCUCCCUCAGGCACACACUUGGGCAGUCAUGAGUCUCUUGCACGCAGAUCUAGCCGGAGAAUGCAGGCCGCGUCUCGACCUAUUGCACGCCAGGAAGCAUCAGCAGUGAUCCGGGAUUCUGAGCUGGUUGAGCCAAAUUCACAUCCCGGAGCUCCUCUUAGACAAGACUCGUCAGAUUGGACAGAUGAUAUCCAAAAUGAUCACCCAGUGGGUCCGCCUCAAGCUGUGCGGCCAAGUUCCUCUUCCUCUUCCAUACAGCGUGCCUUGGCUAUGAGUGAUGUAGAGUCGCAGAUGCUUCGCAAGAAGGCAUCCCUACGCCGGCGUCCGUCUCAGCAACGAGCGGAGUCUCGACGAUCAAGUAGGGUGGUCGAGUCGGAAUGGACGGAUGAGAUCACUGUUCAAGGUGAUGGGCAAGUGACGCCACGGCCAGGAUACGCGACCCCCCGACCUCGUGCAGCAAGUCCAGCUACACCGACAAUUCUUGCCACAAACACGGCCGCUGCGGCGCGCCGAACUUCAACGAAACCAGAGCGACCGCCUCGCCGCUCUCCUUCGCCAGAGCAAAUACGAGCCAGUGCCGCUUCUCCGAUCUCCUUUUCGCGACCCUUUCGUCAAAGCAGCGUCAUAAGCUCGGAUGACGAUGGCUUCUCCUCCGCUUCCACCACCGCCCCUCCCACUCCUACCUCUACGGAUCAGACUGGCGCCGGCAUUGCCAAGUCUAGAUCACCGCCCGCUAACCCAAAUGGGUUCGCUUUCCCCGCUCGCGCAGGCAGGUCCGGUACGCUGCCGUCCAUUCAUUCUCCACAGCAUGAUGCUCGAGAUCCUCUUGCUAGGAGCACUAGCGAUCCCCAAUUGUAA